UCUUUGUACUUUGCAAGCUGGAACAUUUUGUUUACCAAGCCAAAUUAGUUCAUACAGCUGGACGGCUUGCCUCGCCUUUGCAGCAUUCUCACAUUUAACAAGAAAAAGACUUGGACGCUGUUGUCAGACUGGCCAUCAACCGCUCUGAAAACCACCGAGCAAGCGCCAGGACGUCCAACUUUACUCGCUGCGAGUUAAAGUAAUGAAAGAGAAACACGUUUUCCCUUCAUGCUUAUUUUCGACAAGAAAGAAGGCAUGGAUAUUUGUGACGGGAAGAAGAGGAGAAAGGUAAAAGGCGGCAUGCGGGGCUGCAGGCGGAGCGUGGCCGGGAAGAUGAGGCGGGAGGCGUGCAAAGUCCUUCGCUCCCUGCCGGUGGCGGACAACAACCACCCGGAGCCAAUGGAGGAAGAGGAGGACGAGGACUUCUUCUCCAUCAGUUUCCUCCGAAAUGACCUCCUGGAGCCCGCCGUCGUGGUGGCUCCUCGAUACAGUUUGUUGCGGGAAGUCGGACGCGGGAGCUACGGGGUAGUGUACGAGGCUAUAGCCCGGAAAACGGGAGCCAGGGUGGCGGUGAAGAGGCUCCAAUGCGACGCCCCGGAAAACGUGGAGCUGGCCCUGGCCGAGUUCUGGGCCCUGGCCAGCCUGGAGGACAGACACCAGAAUGUGGUUCAGCUGGAGGAGUGUGUCCUGCAGAGGAAUGGCCUGGCCCAGAAGAUGAGCCAUGGAAAUAAGAGGUCAAAACAAUACCUGAGACUGGUGGAGACCUCACUCAAAGGUGAACGCAUCCUUGGUUACCCAGCGGAGCCAUGCUACUUGUGGUUUGUCAUGGAGUUUUGUGAGGGUGGGGACCUGAACCAGUACAUCUUGUCUCGUCGACCUGAUCCCCGCACCAACAAGAGCUUCAUGCGGCAGCUGACGAGUGCCGUGGCUUUCCUGCACAAAAACAACAUUGUUCAUCGUGAUCUUAAGCCAGACAACAUACUCAUUUCACAGAAGUCGGGCUCACCAGUUCUGAAAGUGGCUGAUUUUGGCCUCAGUAAGGUCUGCGCCGGUCUCAGCUCUGGUGGCAAAGGUGGUGAAGACUAUCCUGCAGCAGGUGGGGGCGGCAGAGGCAACAACCAGAAUAAUGUGGUCAAUGUCAACAAAUUUUGGUUGUCUUCAGCCUGUGGCUCAGACUUUUACAUGGCACCUGAGGUGUGGGAGGGCCACUAUACAGCCAAAGCUGACAUCUUUGCCCUUGGCAUCAUCAUCUGGGCAAUGAUUGAGCGGAUCACUUUCAUUGAUGCAGAGUCCAAGCGUGAACUGCUGGGCACUUACAUACGGCAGGGCACAGAGAUUGUACCUGUAGGGGAGGCACUAUUAGAGAACCCCAAGAUGGUUCUCCACAUCCCUCAGAAGACCAGGAGCUCCAUGUCUGAGGGAGUGAAGAAGCUCCUCCAGGACAUGCUAGCUGUCAAUCCUCAGGACCGACCUGACGCCUUCCAGUUGGAGGUGCGGAUGGACCAAGUCACGUGUGCUGCGUGACAACCCACACCUUCCCAAACCCUCUCCUUUUUUACCCUCAUUGGUCAAAGAAGGGUCCUUUUCCUUUCCCAGAUUUGUUUACUCUAUGGAUGUGGAAUCCAGUGUCUGCACAGCAAUGGAAAAAGGGACUCUGACAAACCCUGAACUGUGAAGAAAACCUCCACAAUCGCAAUAUGGAAAAAUGAAUAAUGGACUGGCUGAUUAUUUCAAAAUCCCAGGAUGGGAGAAGUAUACAAAUCAGUUCCUGAUGGGCACUUGUAGCACCAUCUGAUUACAACCUGAGCAUCGUCACCAUCAAGCUGAGGACAUUGACUGACUGCCAGGGUCUCUGCCUGCUCAUUUGAUAUGUUAAGCCAGAUUUUAAGAAGGUUAUCUUCAUUAAUUUUUUCCCCACAGACUUAAGUUUUUUUUCACUCACAUGUUGGCAGUGGAUGGCGCCAUAAAGAAAUUCAGCAAUAGCUAUUCAACUGGAUACCCCAUUAUUCCACAGUAAUACAGUGAAACUAUUUGCUUCCUAAACUUUUACUGAUUAAAAGGGGGUUGUAAGACUGUGAAACCAUAUAUAUAUAUAUAUAUAUAUAUAUAUAUAUAUAUAUAUAUAUAUAUAUAUAUAUAUAUAUAUAGCGAACACAAGCACUUAUCUAAGUGCCCUCCUGCCCAGUUGCUUGUGCCUUAUGUUACCCCCCAUCAGAUGGAGGCAUAACAGUUUUUAGUACCAAGCAGGAACAGUUUUUAUUUUACUUUGUACAUGCAGUAUAGAAUUCACCCCUUAAGGUUGAUUUAUACUUCUGUGACAAAAUGCCUCCAUAGCCCUAGUGUACCUCUCCAAUAACAGAUCUGUACAGAGGGCAUCAAAAGACCGCAAGAUCUGUGAUUGGUCCCACUUUGUGCUGCUUCCGUGUUUUGCGAGUUGAUGUUGAGAAUGAAGACAACCUAAUGCCAGUUGCAUGGUUUCUACACUUGUUCAUCAGUAAAAUUCCUGAACUUUUUCUUGACUUUUCCAUAACUACAUACCAAACUUCCUUGACCCUAUUUAUGCAGUGUGAUGGGUAAUGCCACCUUUACAACUAGGAGGUGGAAUCGCAAGACAAAUCAAAUAUGUCUCUUAGCAACAGCAGAGCCUCUUUAUUAAUGAGUAAAAUCUUGACUCUGCUGUCCGCUGAUCUGUGUCUCAGCGAUCAGCACAAUGCAAUGCAGAACUAUUAACACUUAGAGCAGCGCAGGACACUAUGGCAUAGCUACAGCGAUACUUGGACUCAGAAGUAUAAUUCGACCUUUAGUAGUAGCAGGUCUGUGUGAAUCCAUAUGUGAUGUAUUUGACACCAAACUGUGCCCUCUAGCUCCCAAAAGGGGAUUUGAACCGGUUUAUUAGAUAUAAGCUACUGCUCAUUCCAAAGAGCUCAUGUUGGGUAAUUUACAUAUUCAAAUUAAUCAGCAUUGUUUAGCCCAGUAUUACUAAUAUCAAGAGUUGGCUUUCGGAAUUAUGUUAAGACCAAAAAAAAAACAAACAAAAAAACAAAAAAAAAAUUUUGCUAACUAGUAAGCUGUUACUGAGAAAAGUCUUACACGUGUUAAUCAUGAUUUUGCAAGCAUGACAUGAGCGGGUGUGUGAUUUGUACAAAAUGCUUUUAAGUUUUGGGUGGCAUUUUAAGACAUUUAACAAAUUGAAGUUGCAGUUUUUAAUACAGUACAAAAGAUCGGAUUGAUUGAUGAAUGACUUUGCGAUGUUCUGUAAUUUAGGAAUGUUGAGCUCUUCUAAAUCCUGUCUGUACUCUGUACCCUUUUGACUUUUGAUAUGGUUUAAACAACUAUGUGGGUUCUUUCAGAAUCACUGUUGGUGCGACACAACACCUGAUGAGUAUGGUAUUACUGUUGUGGCUGAAUACAUCUUGGAUAUCUGUUUUGGGGAAUCUUUGAGUUUUGAAAAUUUAGAUAUCACACAUCAUAAAAACCCACUUCACUGUUCUUUUUUUUUUUUUUAUUAACAUAGUGCAUACGUUAAUUGUCUCUCCAUUCCUUUGUUGUUUAUUGAAGUACAUCAUCAGAGUGUCAGUGAUGUGCAGAGCAUGUUAAGGUGUCACUUUGUUCUGCUGCUGUGGCUAGUUAUUUCCAGCUCAUCACUGAGCCCUUUGUAGCCCUGCCACAGAAGGCACAUGAAAUCACAUAAAACAGAGUCAGGUGGUGUCAAGAUUGAUGCUGUUACUGUUUUUACACGACUAUCUUUAACUCCUGCACUGUCUGUUGUUUUUUUGUAACUGUGGUGGCUUGUGAUAUUUUGUCCUACAGAGCCCAGCCCGUUGAUGUUAACAGAAUUCAUGGUCAGAUACAAAGCCACCAAUCAUUACGGUUGUACCCUAGGAUACUGUACAGAUAGAAAUACUAAAGGCUCCUGCAGACUUAAAAUGAAGUCACCACCCAAAACACUGCAGUGAUCUGAGUUGGAGGAGAGCGAACUUAUGUCAUUUGUCUCUUCCAGUUCACUGGUACACAGAUUUCUUAUGUUGCAUCAGUUGCAUCAAAUUCCUUGAAAAAUGAGUUAUUCAUUCCAAAAGAGAUCAGAAAUAGCUCCCAUGCAGCACCACCUGCAAAUCUGGAAUGCUUUUAUUUAAGCCAAUGGGGUCUCCUGCAACAGUGUGGUUGAAUGGCAUGUGGAGACUAUAUUGUCAGGACCAGCUUCACCAGUCUAUGUGUGUGUGUGUGUGUGUUGGAGCAGUGACUUUGCUGUAAGUCUAUGGGAACCUUAACUGUACCUGCAGGCCUGUCACUGAUGGUUUCAUUCAUAAAGUCAUCAACAGAAUUGCCUGUUCCAACUUUUAGACCAGAUUUGAGAAGGGACAGUGUAUGUUUAUCAACGUUCAAAAAAAAAAAAAAAAAAAAAGUAAAUACACCCAAGUUAGCCUAAAGGGUAGUUUUCAUCAGCAGUCCCUUUGGCAGAUAUUGUUAGGCAUGCUAAAACAACAAAAUAAAACAAUAGGUACAAUAUUGGUUUUGCUGAACUCUGAUUAAAAGUAAUCUCAUAUUAAAUGAAUCCUUGUUGGUGCAGCCCAGGCUGAGAGAUGUCUUAGUUUUAACUCAAGAAAUCUGAAACAGUUACAAGAUGGAUUACAAGAUGAAAGCAAUAAUAUAUAAACAAUAAUAGAAAAAAAAAAACAAAAAAACAAAAUGCAAAAGGCAGAUGCGCAGAAUAAUGAAAAUAGGAUGAGAAUACAGGCCGUACUUAGAAAA
Myripristis murdjan (pinecone soldierfish) is the source of this 4749-nucleotide messenger RNA. It is a transcript of the gene stk35, whose product is annotated as serine/threonine kinase 35. The transcript is spliced from 3 exons. NCBI's taxonomy places the organism in Eukaryota, Metazoa, Chordata, Actinopteri, Holocentriformes, Holocentridae. Gene Ontology annotation, biological process: protein phosphorylation; negative regulation of G2/MI transition of meiotic cell cycle. Gene Ontology annotation, molecular function: ATP binding; protein kinase activity. The coding region runs from base 229 to 1524 and encodes 431 amino acids. Gene Ontology annotation, cellular component: cytoplasm; nucleus. The record is from RefSeq and is a predicted model, not a curated record.